Messenger RNA from Cylas formicarius (sweet potato weevil), 1001 nucleotides. It is a transcript of the gene Uqcc1, whose product is annotated as ubiquinol-cytochrome-c reductase complex assembly factor 1. Bases 209 to 949 code for a protein of 246 amino acids. The record is from RefSeq and is a predicted model, not a curated record. Gene Ontology annotation, biological process: mitochondrial respiratory chain complex III assembly. NCBI's taxonomy places the organism in Eukaryota, Metazoa, Arthropoda, Insecta, Coleoptera, Brentidae. The transcript has 5 exons. Gene Ontology annotation, cellular component: mitochondrion.
UUUCUAACGGACAUAUAUUAUAUUGUUUAUAUAAUGUUUAAAUUUGUUCCAAUAUUAUUAAUAGCUAACAUUCUAAAUCCUGCCAUUUAAAAAACUGAUCGGCGUGUGUUGACAUUUGACUUUUGACGGCGUUUGCGAAUAUAGGUUAAGCAGUUAUGAAACGAUAUUUUUAUUAGUAUUUAUUGGGGUACUUUUAAGUCGGCGCGACAUGAAUUUACAACGAAGCGUCAGCGUUUUAAGGCGCGGUUACGAGCUGACAGUUCGCUACAGGAACAUGAAAACAGCGAGGCAAGUAUCGAGCGUCGCCUUAAACGAGAAACGGGACAAGAAAAGGUCCGUGUCCACGUACGAAAUAGCUACCGCGCCCAAAGAAGAGAGCUUGAUCGUUAGGAUUUUGACGAAAAUACCGUUCUUGCAGUUCGAAAGAGAGCGGCUGAGGAUCGUCGCGUGCGUGCUGUACGAGAAAAUCGCCGAUCAGGUGGAUUACGUCGCCUUUUUUGAGAAAUUCGAUUUACCCGACACAUUUUUCUCGUGGUUCAUCGUGACCGAGCUACAUCUUUGGAUGAUGUCGGUUCGUAUGAUGGCGGAGGGAGACAAAGGGAAGGUCGUCCGGAACGCCAUGUUCGAGGCGUUCUGGCUCGAUGUAGCCGCGAGAACGAAGCAACUGGGUGCCGCCAGUCCCAAAAUUAUGAGGCAACAGAUUAAUGAAUGUUCGGAACAGCUUCAGGCUGUUAUAAUAGCCUAUGACGAAGGUCUCGAGUGCGACGAUACAGUGCUAGCGAGCGCCAUUUGGAGGAGGUUUUAUCGGAUGGAGCACGUCGAACUGCCCCACCUUGAGAUGCUAGUGAGAUACGUCAGGAAACACGUUAUGUUGUUAGACGCGGUGCCCACGGAUCAGUUAUUCACGCGCGAAGCCCCAAUAAAUUGGGAACCUAUCAGCCUAUAUUAGGAUAUUAAGUUAAUUGUACAUAAUUAACCGUUAAUAAAUAAUUUAUAGUGUG